Messenger RNA from Penicillium chermesinum, 780 nucleotides. RefSeq names its product adenylate kinase ADK1 (gene adk1). Gene Ontology annotation, biological process: ADP biosynthetic process. Lineage: Eukaryota; Fungi; Ascomycota; Eurotiomycetes; Eurotiales; Aspergillaceae. The record is from RefSeq and is a predicted model, not a curated record. Bases 1 to 780 code for a protein of 259 amino acids. Gene Ontology annotation, cellular component: mitochondrion; cytoplasm. Gene Ontology annotation, molecular function: AMP kinase activity; ATP binding. The transcript has 4 exons.
AUGGCUCCUAUCACAGAUGAUGUUGUCUCUGGUCUGAAGGACACUAUCGGGAAGCUUGAGGCCCGGGUUGUUGAGCUGGAGGGCCGCUUGGUCAAUGGCGACAAGAAGCCCAAGUCGCUGACUGAGCAGAUGCGCAUCAUUCUGAUGGGCCCCCCCGGUGCCGGCAAGGGUACCCAGGCCCCGAACAUCAAGGAAAAGUACUGCGUGUGCCACUUGGCUACCGGGGACAUGCUGCGCUCUCAGGUCGCGAAAAAGACGGACCUCGGCAAAGAGGCGAAGAAGAUUAUGGACCAGGGUGGUCUUGUCAGUGAUGAGAUCAUGAUUAACAUGAUCAAGAGUGAGCUGGAAAAUAACACUGAAUGCAAAAACGGUUUCAUUCUGGAUGGCUUCCCUCGAACCGUCGCCCAGGCCGAGCGUCUGGAUGACAUGCUUGCGGAGCGCCAGCAGAAGCUCCAACACGCCGUGGAGCUGCAGAUCGAUGACGCUCUGCUCGUGGCCCGUAUCACCGGCCGUCUGGUCCACCCUGCUUCCGGUCGCUCGUACCACAAGAUCUUCAACCCUCCCAAGCAGCCUAUGACUGACGAUGUCACUGGCGAGCCUUUGAUCCAGCGCUCUGACGACAACGCCGAUACUCUCAAGAAGCGCCUGGCCACCUACCACGCCCAGACCUCUCCCGUUUGCGACUACUACAAGAAGACCGGUAUCUGGCGCGGCAUUGAUGCCAGCCAGGAGCCCGGCCAGGUUUGGAAGAGCCUGCUUGGUGUUUUCAACAAGAACUAA